AUGUCGCAGAACAUCGAGCUUGGUGUCCAGACGGAGAAGGCGUUCCAGAAGCAGCCCAUCUUCUACAACUCGAAGGCUGCCAGGAAGACCACCCGUGACCGCCGCUGGUACAAGGAUGUCGGUCUUGGCUUCAAGACCCCCCGUGCCGCCAUCGAGGGCACCUACAUCGACAAGAAGUGCCCCUGGACCGGCCUCGUCUCGAUCCGCGGCCGUAUCCUGACCGGCCGCGUCGUCUCGACCAAGAUGACCCGCACCCUCAUCAUCCGCCGCGAGUACCUCCACUACGUCCCCAAGUACCAGCGAUACGAGAAGAGGCACAAGAACCUCGCCGCCCACGUCUCGCCCGCCUUCCGUGUCGAGGUCGGCGACACCGUCACCGUCGGCCAGUGCCGCCCCCUCUCCAAGACCGUCCGCUUCAACGUGCUCAAGGUCUCGAAGAACAAGAGCGCCGAAAAAGCGGCAAAGCAGUUCGGAAAGUUCUAA
Pseudozyma flocculosa PF-1 is the source of this 483-nucleotide messenger RNA. RefSeq lists its product as uncharacterized. Gene Ontology annotation, biological process: translation. The transcript has 2 exons. The coding region runs from base 1 to 483 and encodes 160 amino acids. The record is from RefSeq and is a predicted model, not a curated record. Gene Ontology annotation, cellular component: cytosolic small ribosomal subunit; ribosome. Lineage: Eukaryota; Fungi; Basidiomycota; Ustilaginomycetes; Ustilaginales; Ustilaginaceae. Gene Ontology annotation, molecular function: structural constituent of ribosome.